AUGAUUAAAACAGCUAGGCCUGCCAAAUCGGCGGGAAAUGGUGGCUCUUCCAAUACUAACCCUCCGGCCACCCUCCCAACACCGCUCACUGCGUGGGCCACUGGAAAGCGACCAGUUGAGGAUGUGGCAGAACAAAGCGACCCCAACGUCCAGCAGUCAAAUGCAGAGGUUGUUGAAAAGGUGGUCGUCAGCCUGUUGGACGACAGCGAUAACGACGAGGAAUUCGCUCCCGAAGAUUCCGACCUUGAAAAGGUGGUUAUCAGUCUGUUGGACGACAGCUAUAACGACAAGGAGUUCGCUCUCGAAGAUUCCGAUGUUUCGGACUUAGAAGAUGACAAAGUCGACCACGAGUCGCCCGAGGAGAACACGACAGCAUCAGCCAGCACAGCUCCAGUUACUCCGCCCCCUCCUCCGAAUGGCACGACUUCCAGUCAGAUCCCGAUCGGUUUUUAUGACCUUGAGAGCUCCACCUGGACAGGAGUCGAAUUCGGCCCGGCUCAGGUUGAUAUGUCUGACAUCACACAAGCCCAAAAAGACAUGUCGAUAGAUCGACUUCGAAACGCAUGGCUACUCAUAUUUUCAACGAUCCGGUCUCUUUUAAACGGCACCCGAAGGCUCUAUACAUUCGACCAAAAACAUCCAUUCUUACACCGAUGGGGCAAUUGGUUUCGCCUUAUUCCAGUCGAUGUCUUCAUGCGCGAGACGCUUGGAAGGAUUCCGUUGGAAACCCAAGUGGUCCUCGGGAAACCGGAUCUUACAGUUCAAGAUUUGUAG
Molecule: messenger RNA, 774 nt
Organism: Eremomyces bilateralis CBS 781.70
Lineage: Eukaryota; Fungi; Ascomycota; Dothideomycetes; Eremomycetales; Eremomycetaceae
Exons: 2
Coding region: 1-774 (257 amino acids)
Source: RefSeq, a predicted model, not a curated record